Limulus polyphemus (Atlantic horseshoe crab) is the source of this 3451-nucleotide messenger RNA. RefSeq names its product F-BAR domain only protein 2-like. NCBI's taxonomy places the organism in Eukaryota, Metazoa, Arthropoda, Merostomata, Xiphosura, Limulidae. The transcript is spliced from 26 exons. Gene Ontology annotation, biological process: clathrin coat assembly; clathrin-dependent endocytosis. Gene Ontology annotation, cellular component: cytoplasm; clathrin-coated vesicle; plasma membrane. The coding region runs from base 132 to 2951 and encodes 939 amino acids. The record is from RefSeq and is a predicted model, not a curated record.
UACAUGCGGAUGUUACAUGAUGGAAGAAUGAAGUAAACUGAAAGUGGAAGUUAUUUCAAGCAACGAAAUUCAUCGCUCUGUCAGAUUCAUUUUCUAUUCUUAGAAACAUUGAAAUACCCAUAAUUUGAAUAAUGACUACACAUUUUAUAGACUAUUUUUGGGGUGAGAAGAAUGAUGGUUUUGAAGUCUUAUACAACAACAUGAAAAAUGGCACCUCAGAUUGUCAAGAGUUAGCAGAAUUUGUUAAAGAAAGGUCUAUCAUAGAAGACUUCAACUCAAAAACAUUAUCCAGACUUGCUAAACAUGCUGGUAGUGGAUUAGCUCAUGGAACAUUUGGUCCCUUAUGGCAAAUGCUGAAGAGUUCAGCAGACAAACUGUCACACCUACAUGACAUUAUGGUUGAAAGAUUACAAGAACUUGUCAAACAUAUCAGCCAUUACUGUGAAGAUCAACAAAAAGUACACAAACAGGUGAAAUACAAACAACUGGGGACUGUAGAUGUAAUACAAUCCUUCCAGCAUAUUGCUGCCAGCGUGUUAAAAGCCAAAGAAAAUUGUUACAAAAGAUAUAUUGAAGUACAGAAACUUAGAGAAAGUGGUGCAUCUAAAGAGCUGGAAAAAGCAGAAACAAAGCAUAGGAAAGCAUGUGAUGAAUAUUGCUCCUGUGUUAAAAGAUACAACCAACUAAGAAGAGAGUUUGAGAAAAAGAUGGCCCUUGCUUGCCAGACUUUCCAGCAAAUAGAGGAAGAACAUUUACAACAGAUGAAAAAAUUCCUUAUAAAAUACAGUCAGGUGCUUGAAAAUUGUUACAUACUUAUAGGCCAGGCAAACCUGGAAUUCAAACAACAGUGUAAUGAAAUUGAUGUUUCAAGUCUGUUGGAACACUUUGUUAAGAAAAAUGGAACUGGCAUAGAAGUCCCUGGGCCAGUUGAAGUGGAACCCUUUCAUUUAUCUUCUGAUCAUCAUUUCCAGAUGCCAGAUGGUGCUAGUUUUAGGAAAGCAAACAAAUCAAAAAUCAGAAAUAUUAAAAGAUUUUCAAUACGCACUAAAAAAAGUGGUGCUGUUUCUAUGACAGACUUGUAUCAUACAUCAAGUAAAGAUAAUGAUGGCUCUAAGGAUGUUUCACCUUCCUCUUCCAAACCCAACCAUGCAUUUUCUGUGGCAGACCUAACUUCUACCAGCUCUACUCCAACUACUCUGAGUAGAAGUAGUGCUCUGGCUCGUACUGCUCUCAGAGCUUCCAAUUUUUUAUUUCGGAGCAAAAGAAAAAGAAAAAAAAAGAAAGAAAUGCUUGAGAAUCAUGAACACACAGCUCAAGAUAAGAGUGUUAUUGGAAAUGGCAGACUUUUAUCUUCAAUAGCACAAUCUGCUCCAGUGAUAGAUUCAGAAGGUUACACCAUCAGACCACCUGAAGAACCACCAGAAAAGGACAAAAACAGCUUCAACUCAAGCUCUGAGACUGAAUCUGAUGAGGACGACAGAAGAAAUAAGAUCCAUGUAGAAAUAAAACCGCUGAAAAGUGGAACUCCAAUUUGUGCUAGUAUUGAUGAACUGAAAGCAACAGUUAGUAUGAUCUCUCUCGCUUCUACAUCUCGAAGCACACCUUCCCACAUCCAUAAACAACAAAGAUGCAACAAUUUAGUGGUGAACGAGUCCAUGAAAAGGUCGAAAUCUGUAUCUCAUCCACUAAGUCAAGAAAAUGUUGAGACCUUCACUGUAUUUGAGGAAAGUCUAUCAAAAACUGCAUCAAAAGCCAAUGCACCAUAUGACCGAGCCCAGAGCUGUUAUGGUCACAUUGAUAUGAUUGAUAAACAAGACAAAGAAGAAACAGAUUCUACAGACAGAAACUCGGUGAACAGCUUUUUCUCAGCAGAUGACAUGUUAAGCAUAGAAAAUAGCCUUGACCAGGAAGGCAGCAAAACCACUGGACAUGUAGAUUUAUUUGGUUCAUCCCCAGAGCCAAAUGAACAGGAUUUUCCAUCAAUAUAUCAGCCUGUGGAACCAAAACAUAGCACACCUACAGCUUGGGGAACCAGUGAUGAUAACUUUAAAACUAGCUAUACUUGUUCUUUGCUUGAACAGCCAUCUUUUACCAUUGAUGUGUGUAAUGUAAUUCCUAUAUCUGCAGUAUUUGUAGAAAAGGUCAAUGCUUAUUUCAAGGGUAGCGAUCAUUCAAGGUGUCGUGUAAAGCUCUGUGGUAAACUAAAACUUGAAUUUUCUGAAACAACUCUUCUUCUGUUGGAAAAACAGUCAAAAUUAAACUUGCCUGUCCUGAGAUUAUACCGAACUGCAAAGAUCAUUGACAUACACCCCAACAGGAACUGUGUUACUGGAGUGCCUCAGCACCUUUCAGGUGAACAGUUCUCUCUUAAGCUUGACAUGACUGGCAUCUUAACUGUUUUAAGGAAACCAGAUCAGCAGAAGUCUUGUAAUGAUUCUAAUUACAUGGUGGACAUUCUUCAGUACAAUAUUAAAUCCAGUCCUGGUGUCAGAAAUGCUCCUCUUCAUAUGAGUGUAGUGUGGAAAUGUGAAAUGGCAAAGACCGAACUUUGUGUUGAGUACAAAUAUAAUCCAUCAGCCCUGGCCAGUUUGGUAUCUAUAUCAGAUAUCUCAAUAUCAACCUCAAUAAGUGGAGGAGUGACAAAGAUGAUUUCCAAUCCUUCUGCUCUGUGGAAGUCAGAUUGUCAGCAGAUUACCUGGCAUAUAUCUGACUUGUCACAUCAUUCAGAAGGAGGAGGAAUGGGAUUGUUGCAAGCCACCUUUGAUCUUAGUUGGGGACCUUCUACACCCAGCCCACUUUUUGCAAACUUUUUCUGUCAAAACACUUCUUUGUCUGGUGUUGAAUUGGACUUGGCUGCAAAUAGUCUAGGAUACCAGCUAUCACAAGUUGACAAUCGUGUGGAAUCAGCUGAAUACAUAUGUGAAGCUGAACAGAACAUCUCCUUUGUGUAAAUCAUCUCUACCUUAACAACAGUUAAAGCAUAUGUUUAAGAAAAGUCACUGUUGUCUAUUGUUUAACAGGGUAACUGUUUUAUUAAUCUAUGAAACAUUUAAAACAUGCAUUUAAGAAAAGUCACUAUUUUCUGUUGUUUAACAGGUUAGCUUUUCCUGUUUGUUUAAACUUUAUUUCUUUAUAAGAUUUUUAUUAUAUUUUAUAAUUUGGAUAAAACAUAACAGAAGAGUUAAAACUUUUUCUGGAUUAAUGGGUACUGAUCUUCCAGGCAUUUCCUUCCAUAAAAAUAUUAUUUUUUUAAAAAUUUUAUAAAGACUACAUUAACACCCUUCACAUAUGUGAUAUUUGUUUUUGUUAAACACUUACGUAAAUUGUUAAUUGUAAAAAAAAACAUAGUAUUUUUUGUACAUGUCAUACAAGGUGGCACAAAAUCAUUCCAAAAUUGCUUGACAGAUGAAAGGAAUUGAAAAAAAAUGGAGUAAGCCAUUGUGUUUAUGUU